UCACAGUCAGCCGCYGCUACACCGCGGUGCUAGCCUGGGAAGAAGAACCCGUCGGGACUGAUGGCUGCCGUCGUUCUUCGACUCUAAAACUCAUCUUUUUCUUAUUCGGUCGAGUAGUGCUAUGUCUUCAGGAAUGACGGGACAAACGCGCUGCCUAACGAGCCGUUGGGACAAGCCAGCCCAACCUAAAGAGAGCGUAAAUGUUCAGCAGCAGAAGAGCGUUGGAAAUGCAGCUCUGCCCGUCUCUUUACCCGGUGUUGUCGGGUCUUCUGGGUCGAACAGCGCCGUCUCUCUCCCGCCAGGAAGGGAAGAGAAGCCGGUGCAGGGAGGAGUGGAGCUGGCGGCAGCGAUGGCUGCUAAAAUAAACGCCAUGUUGAUGGCAAAAGGAAAGCUAUUGACUCCCCCGCCCUUACCUGCAAAGAUGCCAACAAGCAUCCCUGUGCCAUCCACGGUGGAGGAAAUGGUGGUGACAGAAGUUGACAUAAACGAUGUGCCGUUAAACAGCAGAGACCUUCUUACGAAAGGAAAAACACAAGAGGAGAUCAGACUGUUUAGUGGAGCUGUGGUCUCRACUAAAGGUCAUUACAUGACAGAUGCUGAAAAGGGAAAAGUAGGAGGACAAAGACCUCUGUACCUGCACGUUCAGGGGAAGACUCAGGAGCAGGUCAACAAGGCCGUGUUGAGGAUAAAGGAGAUCAUCUCUGAAGACGUGAUGAGAGCCUCAGCAGAGUCCGGGAGUCAGCAGGUCCCCAUCAUCCCCCCCCUCACCCUCUACCCUCAGCCCCCUCGGCCCGUCGUCCCCUCUCCGCGGACGCCCAGCGCGAACUCUGCGCCCGGUCCCGGUCACCGACCGGCCGCUCCUCACACGGGGAGUUUUGUGCACACUAAGAUCUUUGUGGGUUUGGACCAAGCGCUGCCUUCAUUCAACGUAAAGGAAAAGGUGGAGGGUCCAUCAGGGACGUACCUGACUCACAUCCAGACUGAGACCGGGGCUCGGAUCUUCCUGAGAGGGAAAGGAUCUGGUUACAUAGAGCAGGCAUCAAAACGGGAGUCUUUUGAGCCUCUUUACGUCUACAUCAGCCACCCGAACGCAGCUGGACUGGAGUCUGCAAAGAAACUCACAGAGAGUCUGCUGGAAACUGUGAGAGMUGAACACGCCCGGAUGCUGUCGAUGUACACGGCCACAGGCUCGACACAACCGUACCCUGCUCAUGGAUACCCAGCUAACAGCAGCUACUCCAGCCAGGCGUCCUGGUACAGCUACCCAGCUAACGGCUACAGCGGUGGCUACGCUGCGUAUCCUGGAGCCGCCGCUUAUUGGAGCAACGCAGACGGUGGUCCUCAGAGCAACGUGUCGACAAACCCUCCAUCCUCUCAGACCAUGGUGCAGUAUCCAGUGUGUCCCAGGAAGCCACACCCAUACCUGGUGCAGGAUCCAGGCAGCAGUGAGACGCUGGAGCCUGCGGGGUCUUUGAACCCCCCACCUGAGACAGGAAGUCCCAAACGUCAUGUGCAGACGGAGGCUGAGGAGGAACAGAUUGACAGCUGCCCCCCGGAGGAAGCUGCUCACCUGGAGUCCCCGCCCCCKCCCCCUCCCUCCACUGCUGUUGAGGAGAAAGUAGAAAGAGUUCUGAUGCCUCCACCCCCACCUCCCUUCGUGGCUCCGCCUCCCUUYGUGGCUCCGCCUCCCUUCGUGGCUCCACCUCCCGUGACGCGCAAGCGGCCGACGGACGCCGUGGCGGAGGACCCAGCUGGACCGCAGGGCGGCGCCGCCGCGUCACCGGAUGAGGAAGACGUGUGUGUGAAGAAGAUAAAGGUGAACCUGGACACCUCCGGGCUCGUCCCCUACGAAGGAGACUCCUCAGACGAAGAGGAGGAGGAGGAGGAGGAGGACGAGAGGACUGACAGCAGUAAGACAGAAAACUCAUAACCUCAGCCAGCCCCCCGCCCCAUCUUUGUCCUGAAACAUUCAGUCCCUCAGAGUCCACAGUGUCCCCCCAACAACACGGAGCGUGAAAUACAGGAAGUCUGAAGGUGGCGUCUCGCCGAGCUGCAGCUCGUUGGUUUGAACCCUCCUGCUCGCCGAAUGCUCCGGUGAGACGUCGUCUUCAGCAGAACCAGCGUCUUUAUGCUCCUUUUUAUUUUUAUGACUCAAACACUUAAAGCUGGUGAGGGCACACAGGGAGAAUAAAAACUGGAUCCUGA
This is a messenger RNA of Austrofundulus limnaeus, 2205 nucleotides long. Its product is annotated as UPF0469 protein KIAA0907 homolog. NCBI's taxonomy places the organism in Eukaryota, Metazoa, Chordata, Actinopteri, Cyprinodontiformes, Rivulidae. Bases 122 to 1930 code for a protein of 602 amino acids. The transcript is spliced from 14 exons. Gene Ontology annotation, cellular component: nucleus. Gene Ontology annotation, molecular function: RNA binding. The record is from RefSeq and is a predicted model, not a curated record.